AACAUUAGUGAGAUUCUUAUUAUUAAUAGAUACAACAAAUUUAAAUAUUUUAUUUUCUUAAAAAAAAAUUUGAAAGAUUAUCUACUUCCUCCGUUCAGUAAUAUUUGAUGUUUAAGAUUUUUUUUGUAUCAAUUUAUUUGACGUUUACGGAAUUCCAAGUAAAUAAUGAUAAAAUAUGACCUCUUAUCCUUACAAGUUACAACUUAUAGUGAUACGAAGUCAAUUUUAACGUUACACUAACUGAAAAGAUUACAAUAGAAAUUGCAUCAUCUUUCUUAAUUUAUGCGCAAAUGUGUGGAACGUUACAUAGUAACGAACAGAGGGAGUAUUUACAAAAGAUUUUAUAAAAUAUUUCAUUUAAGCAAAGGCGGGCUAUUAUUACUCAGCUGUGUUAUUAUUACACUACUGAUUACCAUUUAUAGAGUAAUAUUGUUAGGCCGGGAGAAAGGAAAAAAGUAGAGAAAAGAGAAAAGGGCUUUUGUUGACCGACCCAAUGUGAAACUGAAACUCUCUUUCUCUCUCUCUAUUUAAAAUUUUGCCGACAGAGAAACGGGCACUUUGGUUCACUCGACACAUGCAUAUGUCAGUCUUAACUCUCUAACUCUUUCCCCGCAAUCCAUGCUCCCCUUCCUUUAACCUCUCAACAAAUUAUUUUCUCAUUUUCCCCGCAAUUUAAUUUUCUCUUUCCUUUUUUGGUUUUGAUGAAGCCGAAGAAUUAUUCUCCGAUGGAGAAACCCAUCUCCGUCGUGACAGGGAAAUUCCGAAGCAGCAGCAGCAACAACCACAGUAACGUCUGGUUCGUUGUCCCUCUCUUCAUCCUCCUCUGUUUCAUUCUCCUCUGUUUCGACUACUCUGCUCUCUACAUCACCGACACCGACGAAGCCGCUUCCUCCUUUUCCGACACAACCCAGAACUCAGUUUCUCGCGAAUCCACGAAAGACGUAAACCUUUCUCGAUUCCUCGACGACCCACUUCCCGAUUCCUGCUCCGGCCGGUACAUCUAUCUCCACGAUCUUCCUAGUAGAUUCAACAGCGAUCUGCUUGCGAGUUGCAGUUUGAUUACCAGAGGAACCGAGAACAACAUAUGUCCGUAUCUCGAAAACUUUGGUUUCGGUCCUGAGAUUCAGGAUCCCGAUAAUAUUCUGUUGAAACAGAGCUGGUUUGUGACGAAUCAGUUUAUGCUCGAAGUGAUUUUCCACAACAAGAUGAAGAAAUACACUUGCCUCACCCAUAACUCCUCUCUAGCCUCUGCGGUUUUCAUUCCCUUCUACGCAGGUAUCGACAUGAGCAGGUAUCUCUGGGGUUUCAACAUUACCGUUAGAGAUUCCUCCUCCCACGAGCUGAUGGAUUGGCUUGUGAAACAGAGAGAGUGGAGUCGCAUGUCCGGUCGAGACCAUUUCUUCGUUGCCGGAAGGAUCGCUUGGGAUUUCAGGAGACAGACUGAUAACGAAUCCGACUGGGGGAGCAAGCUCAGGUUCUUACCCGAGUCGCAAAACAUGUCGAUGAUGUCUAUCGAAUCGAGCUCUUGGAACAACGAUUACGCUAUCCCUUACCCCACCUGCUUCCAUCCUUCAUCUGUGGAUGAGAUCUCCGAGUGGCAAGAUCGGAUGAGGUCUCAAAAACGGAGGUAUCUAUUCGCCUUUGCGGGCGCUCCAAGGCCUGAGUAUAAAGACUCGGUUCGAGGGAUAAUCAUAGAUGAAUGCUUGGAGUCAGAUGAUCAAUGUUACUUGUUAGACUGUAACUAUGGGAAAGUGAAUUGUGAUAACCCUGUCAAUGUGAUGAAGGUUUUCAGGAACUCGGUGUUCUGUCUUCAGCCACCGGGAGAUUCUUACACCAGAAGAUCCAUGUUUGAUUCGAUACUGGCGGGCUGCAUCCCCGUGUUCUUCCAUCCGGGGACAGCGUACGCUCAGUACAAGUGGCAUUUGCCCAAGAACCACAACAGUUACUCGGUUUAUCUACCGGUUAAGGAUGUGAAGGAGUGGGAUAUCAAGAUCAAGGAGAGGUUGCUUGAGAUUUCAGAGGAAAGAGUGGUGAAAUUGAGAGAAGAGGUGAUAAAGUUGAUACCGAGUGUGGUUUACGCUAAUCCUAGUUAUGGAUCGGAAGGGAGUGAAGAUGCAUUUGAGCUGGCUGUAAAGGGGAUGUUAGAGAAGAUUGAAGAAGUGAGAGAGGUGAUGAGACAAGGGAAGGAUGGUGGUGAAGGUUUUGAUGAUAGAGAUGAUUACAAGUAUACAUUUUCUCCAUAUGAAGCUCAAGUUUUGACAUAAAGAUGAAAAUAUGUCAAUGUGUCUUUUUUAGUUUAUGUAGGUAGAAGAUGCAAUCUGUUUGCUCUAGAGUGAAAAAAAAAAGUAUUUUGAAACAAAGAUAAUCUUCUCAAUAAUUUUGGUUAACUUCAUGGAUAUUUUGAUGAA
Messenger RNA from Brassica rapa (field mustard), 2408 nucleotides. RefSeq names its product probable xyloglucan galactosyltransferase GT14. Gene Ontology annotation, molecular function: glycosyltransferase activity. Lineage: Eukaryota; Viridiplantae; Streptophyta; Magnoliopsida; Brassicales; Brassicaceae. The record is from RefSeq and is a predicted model, not a curated record.